Messenger RNA from Stegodyphus dumicola, 3380 nucleotides. Its product is annotated as sodium/potassium-transporting ATPase subunit alpha-like. NCBI's taxonomy places the organism in Eukaryota, Metazoa, Arthropoda, Arachnida, Araneae, Eresidae. The record is from RefSeq and is a predicted model, not a curated record. Gene Ontology annotation, biological process: intracellular potassium ion homeostasis; intracellular sodium ion homeostasis; proton transmembrane transport. Gene Ontology annotation, cellular component: plasma membrane. Gene Ontology annotation, molecular function: P-type sodium:potassium-exchanging transporter activity; ATP binding; ATP hydrolysis activity.
UUUAUAUUAGGUGUUGCUAUGGGUAUUGCUGGUAGUGAUGUGAGCAAACAAGCUGCCGAUAUGAUUCUGCUAGAUGACAAUUUUGCAUCCAUUGUAACUGGUGUUGAAGAAGGACGACUGAUAUUUGAUAACUUAAAGAAAUCUAUUGCCUAUACUUUAACAAGUAAUAUUCCUGAAAUAUCUCCAUUUCUGUUGUUUAUUCUGGCUGAUAUACCUCUACCCCUCGGUACAGUUACUAUUCUUUGCAUUGAUUUGGGAACAGACAUGGUUCCUGCUAUCUCACUCGCAUAUGAAACUGCUGAAAGUGACAUCAUGAAGCGCCAGCCAAGAGAUCCGAAAAAGGACAAAUUAGUAAAUGAACGGUUGAUAUCGAUGUCAUAUGGCCAGAUAGGAAUGAUGCAAGCAGCAGCAGGCUUUUUUACUUAUUUUGUGAUUAUGAGUGAAAAUGGGUUUUGGCCUAGUCGUCUAUUAGGUCUUCGCAGGGAAUGGGACUCAGCAGCUAUAAAUGAUUUAACAGAUUCUUACAAUCAGGAAUGGACAUUCAAAGAUAGGAAGACUUUGGAGUAUACAUGUCACACAGCAUUUUUUGUUUCUAUCGUGAUAGUACAGUGGGCUGACUUAAUCAUCUGUAAAACAAGGCGGAAUUCAAUUCUCCAUCAAGGAAUGAGGAACCAUGUAUUAAAUUUUGGAUUAGUUUUUGAAACUGCAUUAGCUGCAGUGCUGUGUUAUACACCUGGAAUGGAUAAAGGUCUUAGAAUGUAUCCUUUAAAAUUCAAUUGGUGGUUACCCGCUUUGCCAUUUUCACUUUUAAUAUUUGUUUAUGAUGAAGUGCGGCGGUUCAUUUUACGUCGAAAUCCAGGUGGAUGGGUUGAAAGAGAAACUUAUUAUUGACCUGCUUUUACUGUGUUAAGGACAUUUUCACAGGUUUCUCGUUCAAUUUUCAUGUUAUUGGGGUAUGGGGGCAGCAAGAUCCAGCCAAGAUGUGGAUACCAAGCUCCCAGAAACCUGUGCAUUUACGAGAAAAUAUGUGCAGGAAAGGUCAGAGAACUUUUGUGAUGCAUCAUGCUUUGAACAGUCUUGAGAAAAUUGUAAAUGUACCUUAACUAUUUUGAAUAGUAGAAAAGAACAUAUUAUAGGAAAAUUAUUCAAUCAUAUGAAAUUAAUAUUUGUGAACACUUUACUACUUGUAAUGUUUUAUCUGCAUUAUAUCAAUUAUAUCUAAGUUAAAAAUCAGCUUUCAGAUCUAUUGGUGACGCUGCCAAAUUAUACUGUAGAUCCCGAGUGCAUUUUGUAAUGUUUCUUUUGUAGUAUUUUUUUUCCUUUAAUAUAUUAUAUAGAUUUAAAAUUUAAAAAUUUUAUUAUUUGAGGUGGAUUAGUAUUUGUAAAGUUCUGUUCUGUUAUUUUAGAUUAAUAGGCACUUAAUAAAAAAACAAGUGCAGCUUAUAUUGCCAAUUAUUAAAUCUGGCUUUACAAUUAUAUACACAUUUUCAAAUUUACUAUUCAGGUUAUCUUAGGUCUUUUUUUAUCUUUUUUACAUCUAUUAUCUAUAUAUAUAUAUACAUAUAUACACACACAUACAUGCAUAUACUCUACUGGCUCAAAGAAAUGAACACAUGCUUUUUUGCUUGCUUUAAAACUAAAAGCAAGCAUAAAAUUUGAUCAAAAUUAAAAGCAAAAUGUGCACAAAUGCUUAUUUGGAAACACAAUUUAUAAAGAUUUCUGAAUCUUAUACACUUAAGUAGUAAAAAUGAAUUCAGAAUUUUAUGUGCUUUAUCUUGUACUUCAAUUUACUCAAUAACCAUUCUCUUUAUUAAAAAACGUGAUUUGUGCAUUAGAAAUCCAUUUAUCACUACAUCAGGUGGAUAAUUGAAAUUGUUACCCGAGCUAAAAGUGUGGGAACCAAAUUUUAUUCUGUGUAAUAUACAUACCAUAUAUAUAUUAUUGCCUUUCAAGAUGUAAAAUUGCAUUUAUUUAUAGUAGCAAUUCAUCUUUGCUUCAAUAGAAUAUUGGGUGGUAUUUGUCUUGAAAAUAUUGGAUUGUCUUCUAUAUUUUUUUUAAUUAAAUUUAUUUUCGUAUGUGUUACUGUUGCAACUAAAGAAAAAUGGAGUCUUAAAUUAUGUGUACUAAUUUAUAGCUCUUCUGCCUUUAAAUUACUCUCAAUAACAUUUCAUACAAGACUAUUGAAUAAUGAAGGAAAUACCACCUGAUUAGGUAAUUCAUGUAAAUCUAGUUAAAAAAAUGUUUGCAUUCAGAUUAGCUUCAUUAACAUAUUCAUGUUAUCAUUGAUGUGGUUAUGCGUAUAUGUAUAAAUUUUAUAAUCAUUUUAUGAAUCUGGGUAAAGAUGCAAUAAAGCUUAUGUUUAAUUCAGAAAUGUUAACAGUUAAAUAAUAUUUUGUUAAUUUUUUUCUUAGUUUAAGUAUUUGUGCAUUUUUAUAAUCUAAAAAGGAAAAAGGCUAAAAUUUAGUACUCAAUGCCAUAGGUCAGGAGUUUUGACCAACCUCAUGAACAUCUAAUAAUAAUAAAUUCAUUAUUAAUCAUUCUGUGAAUGAUACUAUGCAAUACCAUAGGCUGUUAGCCUGUUGUAGAAAAAUCUUUAAAAAUACAGAAAGCAUUAGGUAACUAAGUUUUUAAAAAACUUACAUGCUUCUUUCAGAUAAACUGCAUAUUACUUUUCAUUUCAUUCUGAUGUAUUUCAGAAUGAGAUUUGUUUACCUGUGGCAUUGAGUUCUUCUUAUUAGUUAGUUCAUUCUACUGAUAGCAUUUUUGCACUAGGAUAGGCAGCCAUGUUGGUUUCCCUGGUCACUCAUCAUAAAUAUUACGGGCUCUGCAGUUGUGGUCUUUUCAUGUCCAUAUGUAGGUCCAUCGAUAAAAAUGUGGUAGGUAGAUCAGUGAUACAAAAUUUACAUUUGACAUUCUUACUGAGAAUGAGGCUAUAAAUUGGUGAUACAAAUUUUAUUUUCUGUUAUUGUUUGGUAUGUUUUCAGAAAAAUAAUUCUGAAUAUGUAUAGUUAAGAUUCACUAUUUGAUUUCUAGUAAUUCAUUAUUAUUAUUAUUAUUAUUAUUGGCAAAUUGUUUUCUUUAUGUAACCUCAUAUGUUUUGUUUUAUCAUUAAAUCUUCAAACAUCAUUGUAUUUUGUUGAAGAUUUUCAUAUAUUUUUUUAUUAUUUUGCUAUGUGUUUUCAAAUUUCAACUAUAUAAAUGAAAAAUAAAUAAAAAGUAUUUUUUAAAACUAUCAUCCCUUUUUGUCCAAAAGUUACAAAAUGUAUUCUUUGCUCACGGAUACAGAGGUUGAGAGCCUUGUAUUGUUUUUCUUUGUUAAUACUUUUACAACAAGUUGCAUUUCUGAUGAAUUUUAAUAAAGUGUGUGCACUGAACAGUUA